Molecule: messenger RNA, 621 nt
Organism: Priceomyces carsonii
Lineage: Eukaryota; Fungi; Ascomycota; Pichiomycetes; Serinales; Debaryomycetaceae
Product: 5-formyltetrahydrofolate cyclo-ligase
Exons: 1
Coding region: 1-621 (206 amino acids)
Biological process (GO): folic acid-containing compound biosynthetic process; tetrahydrofolate interconversion
Cellular component (GO): mitochondrion
Molecular function (GO): 5-formyltetrahydrofolate cyclo-ligase activity
Source: RefSeq, a predicted model, not a curated record
AUGUCAAGUAAGAUAUCGAUCAAAGAAGCUAAGGUCCAAUUGAGAAAAGCAGUCAAAAAAAAAUUGAAACAUGUCUCAAAUCAAUCGUUAAUACUGCAGUCAGAUGACGUAACAGAGAAGCUCAUCCAAACGGAUUACUUCAGGGAUUCCAAGAAGAUUGCAAUAUUCAUGAACAUGCAACAUCUGGAAAUCCAAACUUUACAAUUAAUCAGACAUUGCUUUGAAUCUAAAAAGUCUGUCUUUUUACCUAAAUGUAACGGUGAAAAUAAUGAGAGCUAUCUUUCAAUGUUGAAGAUGCAUAGCUUUGAAGAUGUAACAAAAUUGCAACCUGAUGGAAAGUACGGAUUAUUGGAGCCAAAAAACGGUGAAAAUGUAUUUGACGAGGGGGGCCUUGAUUUGAUUGUAGUUCCCGGUGUCGCUUUCACAAAAUUCAAAGCAAGGCUAGGACAUGGAGUUGGUUAUUAUGACAAAUUUUUUGAUAUGUAUUUGAAAAAGUUUGGUAAAACGCCUCAAUUAAUUGGAGUUGGUCUAAAGGAGCAAUUAGUCGAAGAUAUUCCUAUGGAGGAUCAUGAUUGGUCAUUAGAUUGCGUAAUAAUUAGUGGUUAUGAUGCAUUUAUUUAG